AAGGUAAUUUUGGCAAUGGUGCUAUAAAAGCGACCACUUCAAAGAAAGCAGGUAUCAGUUUCAGUCCAUACUUUCCCAUCGAAGGUUCCAACAGUCAUAAUCUAGUGAUAAUGAGGGUGAUUCUUGCAAUCUUCGCCAUCGUGCUGGCAUGUGAAGCCAAAAUCUACCCCAUCAACGUCCCCGUUCCGAUCCCGGUCCCCGAGCUCGACAUCAAGCACAUCGAGAAGAAGAUUUCCCCCGUCAAAGAGGUCAAGGUGCCGGUGAUCAAGCGAGUUCCGGUGGAGAACGUGAUCGAGCACACGAAGGACGUCGAGGUGAUCAAGCACGUCCCAGUGGAGAACGAAGUCAAGGUGUUCCGUGAUGUGGAAGUCGUCCGGGAGGUGCCCGUCGAGCGGAUCAUCCACAAGCGAGUUGAGGUUCCGGUUGAGGUUAUCCGGGAGGUCGAGCUGAUUCGGGAGGUGCCGGUCAUUAAGGAGAUUCCCCACGUGAAGGUGGUCAAGGUGGUGAAGGAAGUCCCGGUGGAGGAGAUCGUGUACAAGGAUGUGUACGAGCCGGUGACGCACCCGGUGAAGAUCCCGAUUCAUGUGCCGGUCAUUACCGAGGAUGUGAAAGAGCACCCGUCCAAGUUUGGCCACUUGCUGAACUUUAAGAAGUUUCUUGGAUAAGAAGCAAUAAAUGACUGAUCGUGUAUGAAAAUUUACAAAAAAUGAUUAUUUUUGUUGAAUCUCCAAAAGUUGAUUAUCUCGAAACUAUAUUGACAAAUAUCUGUCAG
This is a messenger RNA of Culex pipiens pallens (northern house mosquito), 772 nucleotides long. Its product is annotated as mantle protein-like. The transcript is spliced from 2 exons. The record is from RefSeq and is a predicted model, not a curated record. Lineage: Eukaryota; Metazoa; Arthropoda; Insecta; Diptera; Culicidae. The coding region runs from base 111 to 665 and encodes 184 amino acids.